This is a messenger RNA of Naegleria gruberi, 2042 nucleotides long. Its product is annotated as GTP binding protein. Gene Ontology annotation, biological process: tRNA wobble uridine modification; tRNA methylation. Gene Ontology annotation, molecular function: GTP binding. The record is from RefSeq and is a predicted model, not a curated record. The transcript has a single exon. Gene Ontology annotation, cellular component: mitochondrion; cytoplasm. NCBI's taxonomy places the organism in Eukaryota, Heterolobosea, Eutetramitea, Acrasida, Naegleriidae. Bases 1 to 2022 code for a protein of 673 amino acids.
AUGAGCGAAGAUAAAGUUGUUGUUGCAUCAUCGUCAUCAAGUACAAGUUUUCCUUCUUCAUCAUCCGGAACACAAUUAAUAGAUGCAUCCAACUCAAAGACAAAAGUUUUAUUAACUGAUAUUGUUUAUGAAUACCAAACAAGAAGAGUGUUUGGUGAUUUUCAACCUGCUGUAAAAUCAGGAGUGUACAAGACUGCCGAUUUUAAGGAUAUUACUUUUAGUGCAGUGGAAAAGAAGGCUACGGAAGGUGGUUGGAGUUGGUUGUCAAAGGAGUGGACUAGUGAAGGAGAGGAUUCUUGGGAAUAUUGUCACUCAUGGAGUGAUGAUUCUAAAAGUUGGUCACACGCCUAUAAUUCACUUUUUGAUUUUGCUAGAAGAAAACAAUGGUCAAGAAUAAGAAGUAAAUAUGUGGAGAAGAGUGAAGUUAAUUCAUUGCAAACACAAUUCGGGGAAAAUUUAACAAUUGUCGAUAAGGAUGAAAACUCUAGAAUCAUUUAUAGUCAAGUCAAUCAAAUGAAGGAACAACUCUCUAGUGACUGUAGUACAAUUGCAGAAAAAACUAGCAAACCAAAUAUUCUCUUAUUAGGUGGUAGUGGAAGUGGAAAAUCAUCACUUGUUAAUGCGGUUUUUGGUAAAUCUUUGGCCGAAAUUGGUGAAGGUAAACCAGUAACACAACAAUAUACCAAAUAUGCUGGUGAACACAGUCCAGUUGUUAUUUAUGACAGUAGAGGUAUUGAACACGGAUAUAUUCAAGAUGGAUUUGUUGCUGAUACAAGAAGAUUUUUCAAGAAAAUUAGAGGUGAAAAAGAUCUUGCCAAGCACGUACACGUUGUUUGGUAUGUGCUUGAUUUAACUCAAGCUAGAUUCCAACCUUUUGAAGCAGAAUUUUGUAGAGAUGAGCUCAAGGGAAUUCCAAUCAUUUUUGUGUUAAAUAAGGCCGAUGCUGUAAAGAAUCAAAUUAGAGAUAUCAUGAUCGAUACUAUUGCAAACUUUAAUUUACCAAAUUGUAUUGGUAUUUAUCCAACAGUUGCCUUUUGUAAAAAUUUCGAUACAAAGGAAUGUCCAUCUUGCGGAUCUACCAAGAUUAGAAAGAGACUCAAGGCCGGUACUUGUACCAUUAUGUGUAAAGAAUGUAAUGGUAAUAUUACAUUGGAAAAGACUAUGGGUAUCGAUAGAUUGUCACGAUCUACAAUGCUUGUUCUCCCAGAUCUUGUGAAGAGUGUAUUUGUAAAUGCUCAACAAUCUUCAACUUUGGGGAAGGAACUCAAAGCAAAGGAUAUUAUUUUGGAAAAUCAUAGGGAUUUAUCGCUGACAAAGGUAGAAAAGGUAAAGAAGAAUUUAGUGUCCAUGAUUACCGCAUUGACAGGAUUAUAUGAAGUUGACUCACUACUGAGUCUUAUUCAACAAAAAAUGUCAAGUAGAUUUGACAAGUUCUAUAAGGAACAAGGAUUUUCAAAGAGAUUACACCUCUUUAUGAGUGAUGCCAUGACCAAACGAGAGACCAAUGCUGAGGUGUUCAUGUUGUGUGCAGGUAUUGAAAUUUGUAAUACUAUUAUCAAAUUCAAGCAAUCAGCUAUUGCCCAUGCUAUGAAAUCAUUUGAAACCCAAGUUUCUGAGGAAAGAAAGGAAGAGGAAGAGAAGGAAGAAAGUAAGGGUGCAAUGCCAAUGCAAAACAAUGUCACUGUUGUGGAAACUAAAAAGACAGCUUCGUAUGCAUCAAUUCACGAUUUGGAUGAGGAAGGUGAUGAAGAUCUUUAUAUUGACAAGUUGAUUGCCAAUGUUCAUUUCACUGUAGAUAGUGCUAUUGUGGAAAUGGUCUCUCAUGAAUUGAGAAAGGUCAGAGAUGCCAAAAAGUAUUUGGAAAUGAUUGCUUUCAAUGGACAAAGUUCAUUUAUACCAACUGAAAAGAAAGUCGAAAUUCAAGAGGAAGAAGAACUUCACAUUCCACUUUACACUUAUCAAAAAUCCAAAGAGGGAGAAGGUUCAAACUCAGAACAAGCUCCAACUACAGCACAACAAUAAAUCAAUAUUUAUUUUUAAAA